AUGAGGCACAACAACCUGCACUCCUUCGAGGUAUACAAAGACUACACCAUUUCUGAACAAGGUGAUGCAGCUGAAUGCUUGGAGCUGAUUUUGCAUAAGGUCAGCCCACAAGUCUCUGAGGUUUUCCAAGCGAAGUUGACAAACACAACAAAGUGCACUGAAGGUCACAUCAUCAACGAAGAGACAAAUCCAUUCUGGACUCUUCCGCUGUCACUAAAAGAUACUAAUGAUACAACCUACCAUGUGGAAGAAGGCUUCAACAACAUUUUCCAGUCAAAAUCAUAUAGUGGAGACAACAUGGUGUACUGCAACGAAUGUAAAAAGAAAACAGAUGCAACAAGCGGAUGUGAGAUGGAACAAUGCCCUCAGAUUUUGACUCUACUCCUCAAGAGAUUUGACUUUGACUACAACACCAUGUCAGAUGUCAAAUCAACCCGCUGUGUGGAAGUGCCACACACGUUACAAGUAAAGAACAAGGAGUACAAACUGUAUGGGAUGGUGAAUCACAUGGGCAGUCUGAGUGGUGGACAUUACACAGCUACCAUCCUGUCCAGUGAGGAUGAAAACUGGUUUGAGUUUAAUGACUCUCAUGUCCAAAAGGUUAAAGAGCAACCAUUUGCAAACCACAGGCCUUACACAUCAGCGACUGUAUAUCUUCUCACAUACAGAGCCGUGGAGUCUCAUGGGCCCAGUGAAACCAAUUCAGAAGCUCUGACAGACAAUAUCCUGCAAAAACAAAGUGAAAACAGUAAUCUGGAUGAACUGCGGCGAGACGAUGUGGAAUACAUAGGAAAAGUAGAAGAAAGGGACACUGAUGAUAAAAAGAAGAGAAAGAUGACCCAUAGUGACGACACCAAGCAACAGAUGGAAAGAAAAUUGCCUGUUGAGACUGUUUUAGAAAAUCGGACAAACGAGGAGAAAGAACACCCGGAUGAAACUACUGGUGACAAAGGAAACAGAGAUAUUGGACAGAGAGAAAAGGAUGACGGACAGAUGAGAAUGGACUUGACUACCGAUGAUGCAGGAAAUGUAAAGACGGACACAUCAGAAGAAGAAACAAACCUUCAGGCUGCAGAAGUGGACGAAAAUCGUUCAGAUGAAGCUGAAGAACAAGAGGGUGAAGAACUGGAAAGAGACGAGGUGGAACACAGAAGACAAGUAGGAGAAGUGGACACUGAUAAUAAAGAAAAAAGAAAUCUUUGUGGCUUACUUUUCCUGGCCAGAAUUCUCUGUGAGCUGACCAUAGUACAUCAAGGAUCAAUUUCACAAGCUGACAUCAUAUGUUUUGUCAUUGUUUCUGGCUGUUUUUAUUAUUAUCAUUAUCAUUAUUUUGUGACACUUUUUUUGAUAACAGCUCUUAAAAAAUUCUAACAGACUCAAUACAAGAGGGAGGAGGUGGUGGGUGGGGCUCUCAUUUAGUACUUAUUCUUACACAGAAGCACUAAUCCGCUCAACAACUUGAUGUCAGAGUAAUCAAGAAUAUGAUUAUAUUAUGAUUUUUCUUCAUCCUGUUAGAUUUUGUCUUCCUUCCAUUAAACAAGAUGAAAACUAUGUGAUUAACUAUCAUGUGAUAAGAUAAAGUGCUUGUAAAUGUUUAUAUGAUUGUU
This is a messenger RNA of Seriola aureovittata, 1607 nucleotides long. RefSeq names its product ubiquitin carboxyl-terminal hydrolase 47-like. Lineage: Eukaryota; Metazoa; Chordata; Actinopteri; Carangiformes; Carangidae. Gene Ontology annotation, cellular component: nucleus; cytosol. The transcript is spliced from 11 exons. Gene Ontology annotation, biological process: protein deubiquitination. Gene Ontology annotation, molecular function: cysteine-type deubiquitinase activity; cysteine-type endopeptidase activity. The record is from RefSeq and is a predicted model, not a curated record. Bases 1 to 1371 code for a protein of 456 amino acids.